Messenger RNA from Manduca sexta (tobacco hornworm), 1715 nucleotides. RefSeq names its product epidermal retinol dehydrogenase 2. The coding region runs from base 514 to 1443 and encodes 309 amino acids. The record is from RefSeq and is a predicted model, not a curated record. Lineage: Eukaryota; Metazoa; Arthropoda; Insecta; Lepidoptera; Sphingidae. Gene Ontology annotation, cellular component: lipid droplet. Gene Ontology annotation, molecular function: oxidoreductase activity, acting on the CH-OH group of donors, NAD or NADP as acceptor. The transcript is spliced from 5 exons.
AGGUCAAAUAAUGUUAAGUAGUUUAUUUCAUUUAUUUGUCUCUGAUGUUAAGUUUCAACUUUGUUAAUGGAUACUUAAAUGGACACAUGGAAUUUUUUACGAACUUAUUAUUCCUGCGUAUUAAAUAUGCUUAACUAACAAAACUCGAUAGAAUUGUAUCACUCAAAAAUAACAGUAUUAGUGUCAGAAUGUGGUACACUAUGAACGAAGUUCAUUAGCUGCACAGUGCAUUGUAAUCUGUCUUAUCAACAAUUAUCAAAAUGCUUAUCAUCAUUACCAAACUAGGAUCAAGGGUUCAAUGGUAUUAGUUAGAUCCGUUUCGGUUUGUUCAAAACUUACGCCAAAGAUACGCGUGUUUUCAGUGUAUGUGUUUUUGAAUUGUCGGUACUAUAAAAUAAUUUUGAAAAUUCCCAAAUGAUUGGUCGUAAAGUAAAAUCAAUGGUGAGUCUUUGUAGCAACUGAGACUAGGACUAUAAGGUGCUUGAUGGCAUAUUUGGAAUAGUAUUACAUUUUAUGUUUCCUAUAAGAAUGUUGCUCCGGUUGUAUUCAUUAUGCAUCUUGAUGGUGGACAUCACAUGGGUGAUGAUUAAUACUGUCUAUGCUGUUUUCCAAGCUGCAUAUGAGCUUUUCAAACCACCACCUUUGAAGUCAUUAAGAUUGGAAACAGCUUUGGUAAUCGGUGCAGGGAGAGGUGUAGGUCGUGAACUGGCAUUACAACUUGCUGGUUUAGGAGCUAUAGUGCUUUGUGUUGAUGUAAAUUCCACCACCAAUGAGGAUACUGUGAAUUUAAUCAAACGUAGAGGUGGUUCAGCUGCUAGUUACAUUUGUGACGUAACAAAGAAGACAAAUGUUCAAACAUUAGCAGUAGAAGUCAAGAAGGAUGUUGGAUUUGUCAGUAUGUUGUUCUACUGCUGUGGAAUUCCAAGUCCAAGGUCAUUGCUUACGAGGCCACCUCAAGAUAUACAUGAUACUUUGGACCUGACAUUGACUUCUUAUUUCUGGCUCAUUGACCAAUUCUUACCAGAAAUGAAAGCCAGAAACCGAGGACACAUUGUUGCACUAACAUCAGUAGCAGGAUUGAGUUAUAUUAAGGACCAGAUGCCAUUGAGUGUAGCACAGUUUGCAGUACAGGGUCUUGCAGAAUCCCUUAUGGAAGAUUUAAGGAUGAACAAGAUUGAUAAUCUCCAUGUAACCUUAAUUCACAUUUACCCAUUUAUUGUUGGAGAUGAGAGUCCAGAUGUUAAGUUGAGAAUACCUAGUUAUUUCGGCACAAUUAGUCCCUUAGCGGCAGCGAACUCGAUUCUCGACAGCGUUCGGCGUAACUAUCCUGAAGCAUCGGUGCCUAAACAUUUAUUAUGCUUGGGACAUCUAUUGAGGGUCCUUCCACGGAAAGCCACUGUAUUAAUUAGGGAUUUACUUGAUACAGGAGUUGAUUUCGCAUAAUUUUCUCAGUAUUUUUUACAUUUAAGGUUCAAUGUAGUAAUAAGUCGACGGGUUGCUCAUUGUAACAUAAAAGUAUUUUUAAAAGUUAUACAAAAAUAUUUAUGAGACUGAUAAAUAGUUUUACAUAACUAAGAGAAAAUAUAAAGAGAAAUGUUAUAUGGGAAUCUGGUGCCAUAAUGAAAUACAAUACAUUCCUAGAAAAAUCUUUUAAAAUACUUUUGUAAAACUAGCAUUUAUAAUUAUAAUAUAAGAAUAUAAAAGUCUUUGUACUG